UGUCUCACGCACGGCUGUCAUGGUGGACAGAAAAGUUGGGUGAUACUGGGUGAACUGGUUUUAUUUUCGGAGGUGGUUCUGGUCCCCAGCUCCUCUGAAUGGACCCGGCACACAGAGCCCUGCUGCGGACUCACAGGCUGGAACUGUCCGGGCAGCUGCUGGUCAGCGACACCAUCGUUCCGGUUCUGUACCAGGAGGACAUUUUGACGGACAGACAGGUGGAGGACAUCGAGUCUCAGCCGACAGACAGACAGAAGACACUGAAGCUGUUGGACAUCUUGCCGAACCGCGGGCCCCGGGCCUUCGGCUGCUUCCUGCGGUCCCUGGAGGACUUCAGCUGGGUCCGAGACAAACUGCUGCAGGAGCUGGACUCACCUGGACCCGGAGCCAGAUCCACAGGUGAGACCAGAGCUGGGUCUACAGGUGAGACCCACAAACACACCUGUUACAGGCUCUAUGUGGUCAUGAAAAACUGGAAAAGUCAUGGAAUUUGAAAAUGGUCUUUUCCAGGCCUGGAAA
Messenger RNA from Plectropomus leopardus (leopard coralgrouper), 519 nucleotides. The record is from RefSeq and is a predicted model, not a curated record. NCBI's taxonomy places the organism in Eukaryota, Metazoa, Chordata, Actinopteri, Perciformes, Serranidae.